This is a messenger RNA of Poecile atricapillus (Black-capped chickadee), 5564 nucleotides long. RefSeq names its product neutral cholesterol ester hydrolase 1 (gene NCEH1). Bases 117 to 1343 code for a protein of 408 amino acids. Gene Ontology annotation, cellular component: membrane. Gene Ontology annotation, molecular function: carboxylic ester hydrolase activity. Lineage: Eukaryota; Metazoa; Chordata; Aves; Passeriformes; Paridae. The transcript has 5 exons. The record is from RefSeq and is a predicted model, not a curated record.
ACGGCCGGGAGCCCGGGAGGAAGCGCCGGGACUUCCUCCAGGGGAGGCCGGCCCGGGGGCGGUGCGCGCCCCGCGGGGAGCGCGGCGAGGCGGCCGCACACGGCGCGGAGGAGGCGAUGCGGGCCGCCUGGGUGCUGCUGCCGGCGCUGGCCGCCCUGUCCGCCUACUAUGUGUACCUGCCGCUGCCCGGCGCCGUGUCCGACCCCUGGAAGCUGAUGCUGCUGGAUGCCACCUUCCGGGCGGUGCAGCAGACGUGUCACCUGAUUCACUAUCUGAGACUCAGCCAUCACUUGAUAGUUCUGAAUUAUUUGAUUUGCACCUUUGACAAGCUGAAGUCUGUCUCCUCUGAAGACAUUAAAAUCACGGAUGCUGUUUUUGACGGCGUGGAAGUGAGAGUGUUUGAACCUCCUGCGAAGGGAGAUGAAAGCCUCAAGCGCAGCGUUGUUUACAUCCACGGAGGGGGCUGGGCCUUGGCUAGUGCAAGAACAAGCCUUUACAACAAUCUCUGCAGAAUCAUGGCUGAAUCUCUCAACGCUGUUGUUGUCUCCGUUGAAUAUAGGCUGGUGCCUGAGGUGUGCUUCCCCGAGCAGUACCACGAUGCUCUUCGUGCAACAAAGCAUUUCCUGCAGCCUGAUGUCUUAGCUGAGUAUUCAGUGGACCCCAGUCGAAUUGCAAUCUCUGGGGACAGUGCAGGAGGGAAUCUGGCAGCUGCUGUGUGCCAGCAGCUUAGCAAAGACGAGGAUUUGAGCGUCAGACCGAAGCUGCAGGCCUUGAUUUAUCCAGUCCUCCAGGCGUUUGACUUCAACACCCCUUCCUACCAGCAGAACAUGAACAUGCCCGUGCUGCCUCGCUACGUCAUGAUCAACUACUGGAUCGAUUACAUCAACGGCAACUACGACUUGGCUCACGAGCUGCUGAUCAACAACCACACGGCCCUCAACGUGGGCCGGGCGCUCUCCUUCCGCGCGCGCCUCAACUGGACGUCGCUGCUGCCUCCCUCCUUCAAGAAGAACUACAAGCCGGUGGUGCAGACCACGGGCACGGCGGCCAUCGUGGAGCGGCUGCCGGCGCUGCUGGACGUGCGGGCGGUGCCGCUGCUGGCGGACGACGCCACGCUGGCGCGGCAGCCCCGCACCUACGUGCUGACCUGCGAGAACGACGUGCUGCGCGACGACGGCGCCAUGUACGCCUCGCGCCUGGAGCGCGCCGGCGUGCCCGUCACCCUCGACCACUUCCACGACUGCUUCCACGGCUGCAUGAUCUUCACCGUGUGGCCCACGGAUUUCUCCGCCGGCGUGCAGACCAGGAACAGCUACAUCAAGUGGCUGGAUGAGAACCUCUGAAGGGAGGGAAGGCUGGAAGGCACAGGGUGGGCGUGUGGCUCCGGUGUCUGUGCUGGCAAAAGAGCAAACAAUCAAAAAAGUGCACUUUUCCCAGUUCUGACUUCGCUGUUCAGUGCAGCUGCUGGGGGUACAAACCACUAACUGCAGCAUUUUCUAGCUCUAUUUGCCUUGCCCAGUAAAGAAUUUUUAGAAGUAUUUUUUUCAAAGCAAUUUUUUUCCCACUUUCUCCCAGAUGAUAUUGCCAAACAUAAACACGGAUUGAGCAGGGAGAUCAGGACUCCUGCAGGAUUCUUACCUGGCUGAAACUUUUGAGCUUUGACUCUUAAUUAGGUACAAAGGCCCUGGCUUUCAAGUGAUGUGGGAUAAAUCCUAACCACCUACACCUACUUCUGAAUAUGUAAAAAUGUGAGCUAGUUUACAGCAGUGUUGAGCAUCUGAUGUCACAGUGAGAACACUCUCCUUGGGCAGCAGGGCCAUGCAUUUGAAUGACAAGCACAGAUUUAGGUGUUGGCUUUUUGCCACAGACGAACGGCUCAUUUAAAAUUUUUACGAAAUUUUUUACAAAAGCUCUUCUAGACAGUUAAAAUGAUGCUCGAUGAGUCUUUUAGGCAAACCUGUAAUUCAGCUUUGGAAUUUGGUCUUUACCGCCUUUUAAUUAUUUAUAUUUUAAGAAGGUACAGGACUAAAUAUAUUUUCAAUAAAAAGUAUGAUAGCAUAAACACAAAUAGGUAAGAUCAAAUAUCAGGUGUAGCAGGAGAAUGCAGCUUUCCUGUGUGAGUGACCUUCAAAGCUGACUACUUAUUUGGCUAAAGAAUGUGACUUCACCUAUGUUGAAAACCUUAGUUGUAUGACCUCCUUAGAGAAAAUACUGACCUUACUACAGAUAGUCUGCUGUGUGGUUUGCACUAAUGUUUGUAAUUAGUAGAAGUUUUUGUUCAUUGACUUUUGUUUUGUGUUUGUAGUUUUUACUAUAUUUCCUGCUUCAUGAAAGGAGGAAAGCAAGUGAAUAGAGGUGGGUUCCAAUCUGUACAGAUACUUAAUUCUGUACAAUAUUUAAUUCUGAGCUUUGCAGCUGAACUUUUUCUCAGUCUUGUAGACUGCUCCAGGCAAGGUGAUCUCGCUAUUGGGCAGCAAAUCUGUGCAGUUUGAGCCAGUCUGUAAAGUUUGGACAGGCAGGACAGGGGAGUGAAACCACUUUGUGACUAUCUAUUGUCCAGGCUGCUCACAGCUUGCAGAAAUGAAGGUGGUGUCAAAAGCCCAGAGGCACAAAGGAGAGAGUAGGAGAUUAAAUUCAUCAUCAGCUUUACCACAGACCCUGUGAGUCCCCAGGAGAACAAUGUCAUCUCCUUACACCCCACUCCUGCAAGGGAGGGAGGAAUGUCCUACCUCACAAAGGAGCUGUGAAGCUGAAUUCUCAGGCAUGGGUGAAGCACACAGAUGUGAAUGUGACUGCAGGAACUCUGGCUUUUGACUUUCCAUCCUUCUCCAAGAGCUGGCUCAGAACAGCCUGUCCCACAUCAGGGAUGCUACUGGGCUCAUGUCCUGCUGAGCAGUUUGUUCCCCUCUGUCCUGGUUCCUGUCAGGAACCCUAAGGUGAGGCUUCUUCGCCCUUAGCCUUGGAGAUCAUGAGAAAGGCAAUUUCAUUAAAGCAUUCCUUAUAUGAAAUUUCCUUAUGAAAGUUCUUCAAAAAACCCCAUCAGGUACUGAUCAAACUGCCUUCUGACAUUUAAAACAUAUACAGAGCAGUCCCCUUUCACUGGGAUUUAAAUUAAAUAGGAGAAUGGCUUUGCAGAAUCACUGUUUCCUGGAAACACCAGGUUGUUAACGUGGUUGUGUGUAUUAAGAAAAACCAUUAACGAGACAAGGCCUGGAUGUCAGCUCAGUCAUGCAGGCCAAAAUUCAUUCCCAGCACAGUUCACACGAAGAUCACAAGGCAAAGCUUUUUCAACAGUGGCCCAGAUUCUUCCAUUUAGCAUUUACAAAGACUUGGUGGAAUUAGAGCAACCAAGUGACAAUCUCAAUCAGAAUAAAUUUUGAUCAAGAAACCCAAUUAGCACUGCAGAGGAAUUCAAACUUUUUAUCUGGAUUUAAACCCUUUCCUCCUUUUCCCCAUAAACACAGCUUCAUAGAUUGUAUGUUUUAAACAGACAGCAAGAGAAGUUACAUCCGUUCAAAAGACAAGUUACUAAUCUGCUCCAGACUCCUUUCUCUUUAUAUGGAGACAGCUACAUUUACCUGACUUUAGACUAUGACUAAAAUAGUAAAAAAAAAAUAAAAAAAAAAACCACUAUACUGAGUUACAACAAAAGGCUUCUUCCUGAAUUUCCUGCUUAAAGAAUAAACCCAUAUCAGAAAAGAUAUCAUUUAUAUCUACUCACUGUCAUUAGUAUAAUAUGUGGCUAUACUAUGAUUGUAUGUCAUAGUAUAACUGUAGUACUGGAAGAAAAUUGUUAAUAUUCCUAUAGAUCUUAUAAUAAUGAAGUUUUCCUGAGAGCUUUCUGCAAAGCUUUAGGUCAGCAUUUGUUUAUAGCUAAGUUAUAAAUAUCUGUUAUGAACCUAAAAUAUAAUUGCUGCUGUUUUGUUUUUGUUUUUUUUUAACUGAAAUGAAAGGGAGAGCUGGAAUAUAUACACACAUAUAUAUUCAUGGAGUUGGUUGUAAAUUUCCUUCAUGCACUGAAGCACAUUAAAGUCUUGGCACAAGAGAUGGUAGUAAGUUUAUAACUGGAGUGGAUGUGUUUACGAAGCUGCCAGCAGCCUGGUGCGAUAGCCGAGAGAGAUCACAGCACCACGUGGAUGUGAUGUACAGUAUUAACUACUUCUGUCAAAGCAUCUGGACUGCUUUGAUCUUGCAGCCAUGUGGUUUAAUACCUGAUAGCUGCAGAGAUACCUGAGGGAUCCUACAACAUGGAAAAAAAGAGGUCUGAGUUCCAGCUCUAAAAAGACCUUUAGUUCACAGCCGCACAAGACACUGAUCAAAUUCAGUGUAAACCUUCAAGUGAGUGUUAGUCCCAACCCAGCUUUCCUCCUCCUGUGCUUUGUUCUCCUUUGCACACAGUCCCCAUUUCCCAUAUUGAAAGUUUAGGGUUGUUUCCCGCUGUGUUGCUGCAAACUCCUAGGAACUGACUCAGGGUUACAGAAAACAGAUGCCUGAUAGCAAGGGAUUAAGAUUAAUCCGUGUUACAACACCUGGAUUUGUUCCUGCAUUUUCCUACUUCUCCAAGUGUGUCCUCAGGCAUACCUUGCACCUUCAUCCCUUUUCACAAAGGUUAUUUCACAAAGCAGUUUAGGGCACUUGCACGAUGUAGGAUCAGAGCAAGUGUUUGUAGCAAUAUUCCACCUGUGCAUGGUAGAGUCUUUUCAGAGAAGAUCUUCAAUGAGUUUGUUUUCUUAUCAUGAUUUUGGCUAGGUAGCUUUUGUAGGUAGCUUUUCUUCCCUUCUACAAUUAGACUCUAUCCUUCUAUUGCAAAAAUCUCUUGUUCCUGAUGGCUAUCGAAGCAUUCAGAUGAAAGUUUAGAAAAAAAAUACAACAAAAUCAAUGAGCAUAACAGAACCUGUAGUCACUCUUAUCCUGCUUCAUAGACCUGAGAACUAUAUUAGUGGGUCUCUAGUAUUUUGGCUAAUACUUGCAGGAAUAGAUGGAGAUUUUGUCUCCCUAGCUGAGGACCUCUUAAAGGAUGGGCGUUCAACAUUUCUGAAAGCCCAGACCUCUUUAAAGAGGUUUCAUGACGCAUAAAAAUCACAAAUAAGUUGAGUUUCCUAACCUUCAUGUAAGUAAUGCCAGAACUGCAUUCCCAGUCAAAGCAGAAAGGCCAUUGUGAGUUUUAAGCCCUACAAACUAGACAGAAAUACUUCAUCUUUAAAACAUUAUUUUGUAAUAUUUGGGCCUCUAUAUUUUUAAUCUCUUACUAAACUUUACAAGAAACUUUUAAAAAUAAAAAUACUGUAAGCAGGUAAACUUGAGUUAAACCUUUUAAGCUGCUAUGAUCUGUAACAGUGAUAUUGUUAAAAAAAAAUAAAUCUAAAACCAGCUGGUUUAAUGUUCUCAUAUUUAUGAUGUUCAAAAGCCCAACAUACAACAUAAAGGUGAAUGCAUUCAGUACCUUAUGCAUGACUGGUUUUUGCUUUGUCCCAGAGCAGGGGAAAGAUUUGUAAGAUUUCAUUACCAAGUGUGAUUUGAGAUAUGCUGUCAAAAUGAAGAAUAAACAAAUAAAGUGAAAUAUA